AUGGGAGGUGCUCUGGGAGGGGUCGGAGCUGGCGGCUGCGGAGGCGGGAUUGGAAAUAUGGUUGGUGCUGGGCUCCUGGAAGCUGCGGCAGGUGGACCGUGGACGAGUCAUCCAGCCCCGGGAUGCUACCCCGAUUCUGCAUUACCAAAUGCCGGCGUCGUCGAGCCAGCAAAUACUGCACCGGGACUUUUCAGCUUCUUUGGUGGAAACCAGGCACCAUACCGUGACGAGGCGACAAACGGCUAUCCAACUGGCCAAACGGACGACGAUCCGGAUGCUUGCGGUGAAGACGAUGAGUACGGAUCUGAGAAUGAAGCCGAUGACUAUUUCGACGACGAAGACGAUUUCGAUGAUUAUGACGAUGACGACUACUGA
Molecule: messenger RNA, 375 nt
Organism: Symbiodinium necroappetens
Lineage: Eukaryota; Dinophyceae; Suessiales; Symbiodiniaceae
Source: the annotation of a GenBank genome assembly